Molecule: messenger RNA, 423 nt
Organism: Ostertagia ostertagi
Lineage: Eukaryota; Metazoa; Nematoda; Chromadorea; Rhabditida; Trichostrongylidae
Source: the annotation of a GenBank genome assembly
AUGGGGGAAUAUGGAUGUAAUGUUUGCAAUGAGGAGUAUUCAGCAUUAGAUGAAAAGCGAACGCCCAGAGUGCUUACAGGUUGCGGGCAUACAAUAUGCCAAGGAUGUGCUCAAUCAAUUUGUAAGCCAGGUGGAUCCCAUAUAAUAUGUCCGUUUGACAGGGUCAGCACUCCUGUCGCUAGUGGGGAAGUACGAAACCUGAAGAAGAAUUUUGCUCUAUUGGAGCUCAUCGAGAGGAUUCAGCAAGCGAACUCAGGGGAGAUUGAUCGGUAUGCUCGAGAUCGUUUGCUUGGUAUCGACUGUGACGAAGAUCCUUGUCACACUGCCGUACUUUUCUGCACUGUUUGUGAAAGUCAUUUGUGUGAGAGAGUCGCCAACGAGUUGUCUAACAGGGAGCGAGGGCCAUUUGGUGAAGCUCUUAUG